CUUCCGGCUGCAGAGUUGCAUUCGCGAUGUUUCUGCUGCAGCUGCUCGUCUUCAUGCCUGUGGUUCUGUUCCUGGUUCUGCUCCUGGUUCUGUUCCUGGUUCUGUACCUGGUUCUGGUGCAGCACAAAUCCUGGACUCCAGUGCCUGCUGGCAUCAAGCAGCCGGGGAAGCUGAGGAUGCUGCAACUUUCCUACUUUGUCGUCGUCACAGGGGCCUUCCUGUUGGAGCGUGUGGGUGUUGGCCACCACAUCACCUUGAUGCGGUGGUAUUUCAACAACGUGGAGCGCCUCAUGAAGAACCUGACGCCCACGCAGGACGGGAAGGUCUUGAGGGUCAGCGACGUGACGUUCGACGGCGUCCCCGUGCGAGUUUACGAGCCCCGUGGCGGCGAGGAGCGAGGUCUGAAGAGAGGCCUGCUGUACCUGCACGGCGGAGGCUGGACGUACGGCAGCGCCAAGGAAGGUUCCUGCGACGCCCACAACAGAACGACCGCCGACCAGCUCCACGCCGUCGUGGUCUCUGUGGAGUACGGUCUUUAUCCGGAGGUACAGUUUCCCAGGCAGUACCUGGACUGCCUCGCCGCCGCCAAGCACUUCCUGUCCCCGGAAGUGCUCGCCAAGUACGGCGUCGACCCGUGCCGUGUGGGCGUGUCCGGUGACAGCGCGGGCGGCAACCUGGCGGCAGCUGUUGCUCAAGAGAUCUCUGGCGAUGACAACACCAGCGUGAAAUUCAGCGCGCAGGCGUUGAUCUACCCGGCGCUCCAAGCGGUGGACUUCAACACGCCGUCUUAUAGGCGGAACCAAGACGUGCUGAUGCUCUCCAGGUCGCUCAUGGUGGACUUCUGGCUGCAGUACCUCGGCCAGGACCGCUCCUUCAAGGACCACUUCCUGUCCAACCGCCACCAGGCGGCCGUUUCGCCGCAGCUCCGGGCGCGCGCGGACUGGACCGCCCUCCUGCCGCCCAGGUACAAGGAAGGCCACCAGUUCUUUCCGCCGCGCGACCGGACACCAAGCGAGGGGCUGGGGGUGCCGGGUCUGCAGGAUGUGCGUGCGGCGCCCCUGCUGGCGAGCUCGGAGGUGCUGGCCAGGUGCCCGCGGGCGUACGUGGUGACGUGCGAGUACGACGUGCUGAGAGACGACGGGCUCAUGUACGCGCAGCGCCUGAAGGACGCCGGCGUGGCGGUGACGGCCGACCAUUACGAGGACGGCUUUCACGGGUGCUUCAGCCUCACCCUGGUUCCUUUCCGCUUUGACUUGGGGGUGAAGACGUUCAGACGUUACGUUCGUUGGCUCCAUGACAACCUGUGAACUAACACAAUUUAAAAAAAACUACAAAACCUAAAAACAGUGAAGUUGUUGUGGUAUUUUAAGCUUCGUAUUGCACCACGCAUUCUCAAUGGCAGACAGGUCUGGACUACAGGCAGGCCAGUUUAGUACCAGCACUCUUUUACUGCGAAGCCACGCUGUUGUAACACGAGGCUUGGCAUUGUCUUGCUGAAAUAAGCAGGGGCGUCCAUGAUAACGUUGCUUGGAUGCUACAAAAGCUGUAUGUACCUGUCAGCAUUAAUGGUGCCUUCACAGAUGUGUAAGUUACCCAUGCCUUGGGCAGAUGGUAGGGGGGUGUAUUAGUGCCUUUUACACUUUCAACGCCUAAAACAAUCCGGAUGGUUCUUUUCCUCUUUGUUCCGGAGGACACGACGCCACAGUUUCCAAAAACAAAUUUAAAAUGUGGACUCGUCAGACCACAGAACACUUUUCCAUUUUGCAUGGCGGUACUGCAUCAAAAAGCGACAUCAGUGUGUAAAGGAUAUCACCACAUGGACUCAGGAACACUUCAGAAAACCGCUGUCAGUAACUACGGUUGGUCGCUACAUCUGUAAGUGCAAGUUAAAACUCUACUAUGCAAAGCCAAAGCCAUUCAUCAACAACACCCAGAAAUUGCCGCCGGCUUCGCUGGGCCCGAGCUCAUCUAAGUUGGACUGAUGCAAAGUGGAAAAGUGUCCUGUGAUCUGACGAGUCCACAUUUCAAAUUGUUUUUGGAAACUGUGGACGUCGUGUCCUCCGAACCAGAGAGGAAAAGAACCAUCCGGAUUGUUAUAGGUGCAAAGUUCAAAAGGCAGCAUGUGUGAUGGUAUGGGGGUGUAUUAGUGGUUGUUGUAGGGUGAAAGUGUGGUAGUCAGCAUGUGUGAUGGUAUGGGGGUGUAUUAGUGAUUGUUGUAGGGUGAAAGUGUUGUAGUCAGCAUGUGUGAUGGUAUGGGAGUGUAUUAGUGAUUGUUGUAGGGUGAAAGUGUGGUAGUCAGCAUGUGUGAUGGUAUGGGGGUGUAUUAGUGAUUGUUGUAGGGUGAAAGUGUUGUAGUCAGCAUGUGUGAUGGUAUGGGAGUGUAUUAGUGAUUGUUGUAGGGUGAAAGUGUUGUAGUCAGCAUGUGUGAUGGUAUGGGAGUGUAUUAGUGAUUGUUGUAGGGUGAAAGUGUUGUAGUCAGCAUGUGUGAUGGUAUGGGGGUGUAUUAGUGAUUGUUGUAGGGUGAAAGUGUUGUAGUCAGCAUGUGUGAUGGUAUGGGAGUGUAUUAGUGAUUGUUGUAGGGUGAAAGUGUUGUAGUCAGCAUGUGUGAUGGUAUGGGGGUGUAUUAGUGAUUGUUGUAGGGUGAAAGUGUGGUAGUCAGCAUGUGUGAUGGUAUGGGGGUGUAUUAGUGAUUGUUGUAGGAUGAAAGUGUGGUAGUCAGCAUGUGUGAUGGUAUGGGGGUGUAUUAGUGAUUGUUGUAGGGUGAAAGUGUGGUAGUCAGCAUGUGUGAUGGUAUGGGGGUGUAUUAGUGAUUGUUGUAGGAUGAAAGUGUGGUAGUCAGCAUGUGUGAUGGUAUGGGGGUGUAUUAGUGAUUGUUGUAGGGUGAAAGUGUUGUAGUCAGCAUGUGUGAUGGUAUGGGAGUGUAUUAGUGAUUGUUGUAGGGUGAAAGUGUGGUAGUCAGCAUGUGUGAUGGUAUGGGGGUGUAUUAGUGAUUGUUGUAGGGUGAAAGUGUUGUAGUCAGCAUGUGUGAUGGUAUGGGGGUGUAUUAGUGAUUGUUGUAGGGUGAAAGUGUUGUAGUCAGCAUGUGUGAUGGUAUGGGGGUGUAUUAGUGAUUGUUGUAGGGUGAAAGUGUUGUAGUCAGCAUGUGUGAUGGUAUGGGAGUGUAUUAGUGAUUGUUGUAGGGUGAAAGUGUUGUAGUCAGGAUGUGUGAUGGUAUGGGGGUGUAUUAGUGAUUGUUGUAGGGUGAAAGUGUUGUAGUCAGCAUGUGUGAUGGUAUGGGGGUGUAUUAGUGAUUGUUGUAGGGUGAAAGUGUGGUAGUCAGCAUGUGUGAUGGUAUGGGGGUGUAUUAGUGAUUGUUGUAGGGUGAAAGUGUUGUAGUCAGCAUGUGUGAUGGUAUGGGAGUGUAUUAGUGAUUGUUGUAGGGUGAAAGUGUUGUAGUCAGCAUGUGUGAUGGUAUGGGGGUGUAUUAGUGAUUGUUGUAGGGUGAAAGUGUUGUAGGCAGCAUGUGUGAUGGUAUGGGGGUGUAUUAGUGGUUGUUGUAGGGUGAAAGUGUUCUAGGCAGCAUGUGUGAUGGUAUGGGGGUGUAUUAGUGAUUGUUGUAGGGUGAAAGUGUGGUAGUCAGCAUGUGUGAUGGUAUGGGGGUGUAUUAGUGAUUGUUGUAGGGUGAAAGUGUUGUAGUCAGCAUGUGUGAUGGUAUGGGGGUGUAUUAGUGAUUGUUGUAGGGUGAAAGUGUGGUAGUCAGCAUGUGUGAUGGUAUGGGGGUGUAUUAGUGAUUGUUGUAGGGUGAAAGUGUGGUAGUCAGCAUGUGUGAUGGUAUGGGGGUGUAUUAGUGAUUGUUGUAGGGUGAAAGUGUUGUAGUCAGCAUGUGUGAUGGUAUGGGGGUGUAUUAGUGAUUGUUGUAGGGUGAAAGUGUUGUAGUCAGCAUGUGUGAUGGUAUGGGGGUGUAUUAGUGAUUGUUGUAGGGUGAAAGUGUUCUAAGCAGCAUGUGUGAUGGUAUGGGGGUGUAUUAGUGGUUGUUGUAGGGUGAAAGUGUUCUAAGCAGCAUGUGUGAUGGUAUGGGGGUGUAAUAGUGGCCAAGACAUGGGUAACUUACACAUCUGUGAAGGCACCAUUAAUGCUGAAAGGUACAUACAGGUUUUGGAGCAACAUAUGUUGCCAUCCAAGCAACGUUAUCAUGGACGCCCCUGCUUAUUUCAGCAAGACUAUGCCAAGCCAGGUGUUACAACAGCGUGGCUUCAUAGGACAAGAGUGCGGGUACUAGACUGGCCUGCCUGUAGUCCAGACCUGGCUCCCAUUGAAAAUGUGUGGCGCAUUAUGAAGCCUGAAAUACCACAACGGAGACCCAAACCAUCAAGCAAGAAUGGGAAAUAAUUCCACCUGAAAAGUUUCAAAAAUGUGUCUCCUCAGUUCCCAAACGUUUACUGAGUGUUGUUAAAAGGAAAGGCCAUGUAACACACUGGUAAAAAUGCCCCUCUGACAACUUUUUUGCAAUGUGUCUCUGCCAUUAAAUUCUAAGUUAAUGAUUAUUUGCCAAAAAAAAAUAAGUUUCUCAGUUCAAACUUUAA
Molecule: messenger RNA, 4562 nt
Organism: Nerophis ophidion (straightnose pipefish)
Lineage: Eukaryota; Metazoa; Chordata; Actinopteri; Syngnathiformes; Syngnathidae
Product: neutral cholesterol ester hydrolase 1-like
Exons: 5
Coding region: 27-1307 (426 amino acids)
Cellular component (GO): membrane
Molecular function (GO): carboxylic ester hydrolase activity
Source: RefSeq, a predicted model, not a curated record